GUGUACGAUAUCGUUGAUAACAAUAGAAUAUUUUCUGUGUACGAUAUCGUUGAUAAUAAUAGAAUAUUUUCUGUGUACGAUAUCGUUGAUAAUAAUAGAAUAUUUUCUGUGUUCGAUAUCGUAGAUAAUAAUAGAAUAUUUUCUGUGUUCGAUAUCGUUGAUAAUAAUAGAAUAUUUUCUGUGUUCGAUAUCGUUGAUAAUAAUAGAAUAUUUUCUGUGUUCGAUAUCGUUGAUAAUAAUAGAAUAUUUUCUGUGUUCGAUAUCGUUGAUAAUAAUAGAAUAUUUUCUGUGUACGAUAUCGUUGAUAACAAUAGAAUAUUUUCUGUGUACGAUAUCGUUGAUAAUAAUAGAAUAUUUUCUGUGUACGAUAUCGUUGAUAAUAAUAGAAUAUUUUCUGUGUUCGAUAUCGUAGAUAAUAAUAGAAUAUUUUCUGUGUUCGAUAUCGUUGAUAAUAAUAGAAUAUUUUCUGUGUUCGAUAUCGUUGAUAACAAUAGAAUAUUUUCUGUGUACGAUAUCGUUGAUAACAAUAGAAUAUUUUCUGUGUAC
This is a messenger RNA of Lottia gigantea (owl limpet), 546 nucleotides long. RefSeq lists its product as hypothetical. NCBI's taxonomy places the organism in Eukaryota, Metazoa, Mollusca, Gastropoda, Lottiidae. The record is from RefSeq and is a predicted model, not a curated record. The annotation marks the transcript as partial. The transcript has a single exon.